Molecule: messenger RNA, 1104 nt
Organism: Cylicostephanus goldi
Lineage: Eukaryota; Metazoa; Nematoda; Chromadorea; Rhabditida; Strongylidae
Source: the annotation of a GenBank genome assembly
ACAGAUUCCCGUGAAACAAGCAGCCAAGAGGCAAGAAAUGUUUCUCGGUCUUCUCCUUCGGCUGCGGUCGGAGGGCGCCCAUCAAGAGAUCGUGAUAGGCGCUUAUCAGCGUUGUUUGACGAGGGCAGCGCACCAUCCUCGCGAGACUCCUCCCCUCAUCGAGAACGGCUAAGUAAAAAAGAGGAAGAACGAAGGAGAAGAGAGAAAGAGAUGGAGAAGGAGCGACAGCGGGAUAAAGAGAGACUGAAAAGGCAAAAAAGGGAACGCGAAGCACAAAGAGAUCGCGAACGGUCGCAUCGCAAUAGCCCCGAUCGUAAAGUGACCGACAAGCGAUCUCAUCGUGAGGAAGAAGAGAAAGUGCGAGAUACCAGGUCAAAAGAAAGGAAGCGUGAGCAAACUGAAGAACAGAAGGUUAUGGAUGAAGCAGAAAAGAGGAAAGCAGAAGAAAGAGCGCGUAGAGAAAUGAUCAAAAAGAAGAAAGAAGAGGAAUUAGAAGCGAAGAGGCAAGCCGAACUGCAGAGAAGAGCGGAAGCCAUGCGUAGAAAAGAGGAAGAAAGUCGCAAAAGACGUGAAGAAAAGGAACGGCAGGAGGAGAAACGUCGCGAAGAACAGAGACAGAGGGAGGAGGAGCGACUUCGUCGUGAAGAGGAAAGGAAGAGGAAAGAAGAGGAACAACGCAGAGAAGAGGAAGAAGCAAGGAGGUUGGCUGAAUUAGAAGAAAAUAAGGAAGACGUCAAUGAUGAAGAAACUGCUGAAGAAGCGGAUAAGAGCGAUGAGGAAGCGGAUCCAGCUGAUUCUGGUGACUCCGACGACGCAGCAGCUUCGGAGGACAAUCAGACGGCCAGAAAUUACAGUGAAGACGAGGAAAACCAGCCCAGGAAAGAAGUUUCGUCACAGGAACAGUGGGUACAUCCGAAAAAACUUGAGCAGAAGAAAACGUCUGAGUCGUCUACGAGCAGGAGUGUAGAAGAACCACAACAAGAAAAUGAGCAAGAUCUCAUUCCAAGUGGCGAAGCGGAGGAGAAAAAGAAGAAGUUUAGAGAUGAGCACCGACCCAGUCGCAGUUCCUCAGAUGUUCGAAAGGUAGUCGACUCCUUUCUCUAG